CUUGUUCGUAUCCUAUCAGUGAGGGUGCCUGCCAAGCUUGCAGCUCGUCGAGCCCUACUCAAGGCUUUUUUAUUGACGAAAAACUAAUUUUAAAUUAUAAAAAUCUUCUUUUGGACAAACAUAAAAUGGCUUAAUUGAUUGCGCUUAAUCAUGGAUAAAAAAAAUGCGCUGAAUUCAAGCUGGGCUUUGGCAUUUAAAGAUGCCAAAAUCUGAUCUGACCAGUAACACUUCUAGCAUGGCCCCCUCUUGAAGCAGUCCGCAUCCUCUAAACCACUUUGGGCCAUCUUUUGCGAACAAGGGCGACAGGUUGAGAGUAAUCUUUUUUUAUUUUUUUAUUUUCUCUCUCCAGGUUUUUGCAGUUGCAGCAAUGUCUAAAACCCUUCCUGUGUCAGAAACUUCAAACUUGACCAUAUCAUUAUCACCUUUGCCAUUUAAAAUUAUCUUAUUUUCCUGCUCAUGUUGCUGGAAAAUCCCAUAGCUCUCUCCACCUUUUUAUCUAUUUUUUUAAUAUUUCAAGUCACCUAUUUCAACACUUUUAUCUUGCAAGCUUAUAAAUAUGCUAUGGAGAUACAACUUGGGCUUCCUCCAUUCAACACCAAGAAUCCUGAUCCUCAAAGCAUUGCCUUUCAUGUCAUUUCACCAUGUUUCAUCAGCAGAGGUAAGUUCAAACGACAAAAGUCAAAAUUUUUCUUGGGAAAAAAGGAGAAUUACCAUUACAUCUCAGAUUGUUCACUCUACACUACUGAACUGCCCUUCUAAUUUGAUUGCUUUGAGCUUUUUCUUAUGGUGUGCUAAGCAACCCAAUUAUUUUCAUGACGCUCAAGCAUUUGAUUGUAUGGUUAAUGUUCUCACUCAGUUAACUAAAAAGUAUGUAACUUUGAGAAGAAUUGUUGGGGAAUUAGAAAAUGUUGGUUGUGUGAUAAAGCCACAAACUUUCUUGCUAUUGUUGAGGAUUUAUUGGCGUGGUGGAUUAUAUGGAAUGGUUUUUGAGACUUUUGACGAAAUGGGUACUUUUGGUUUUACUCCAAAUACAUUUGCACGUAAUGUAAUCAUCGAUGUUUUGUUUAAAAUCGGGCAGGUUGAUGUAGCUAUCAAGGUUUUGAAAGAAACCCAGUUCCCGAAUUUCUUGACUUUUAAUAUUGCCUUGUGUAAUUUAUGCAAGUUGCGUGAUUUGUCUAAUAUGAAGGAUGUUAGCAGAAGAAUGUUCCUGGAGGGGCAUUAUCCUAAUGUUAAGACAUUGGAGAUGAUUUUGAAUUGUUUCUGUAAACUGGGUAGGCUAGCUGAGGCAUCUCAAGUGUUGGGUUUGAUGAUUACUUUAGGAAUUUCUGUAUCAAUAAAUGUUUGGAGUAUAUUGAUUGAUGGGUUUUGUCAAUUGCGUCAACCUGGUAUGGCAAAUGAUUUGUUUGAAAAGAUGCUUGGGACUGGUUGCUCUCCUAACAUAGUGAUUUACACUACUUUGAUCAAGGGAUUCUUGGAUUCCCAAAUGCUUACUACUGCUUCUAACAUUCUAACUAGAAUGGAAUCUGAUGGAUAUGUUCCUGACUUGGUUCUCUGUAAUGUAUUAAUAGAUUGUUUAUCUAAGGUUGGGAGGUAUGAUGAUGCAUUUGGUAUUUUUGUCAGUUUGUCAGACAGACAAUUGGUUCCUGAUUCUUAUACAUUUUGCUCUUUGUUAUCCAACAUUUGUUUGUCUCGGAGGUUUUCUCUUUUACCUAAGAUAGCUAGUGGACUUGCAAUAGAAGCAGACCUGGUAGUUUGUAACUCACUACUAAACUACUUUUGCAAGGCUGGCUAUCCAUUGCAUGCUGUAGAGUUAUAUGAUUACAUGCUUGAUAGAGGUUUUACACCUGAUAAGUAUAGCUUUGUUGGAUUACUUAGUGGGCUGUGUGGAGCAAGAAGAAUUGAUGAAGCUGUUAAUGUAUAUAAAGGAAUAAUAAUGUAUUGCCCUGGUCUUGAUGCUCAUGUCCAUACUAUUAUCAUAGAUAGGCUCAUAAGAGUUGGUAAAUAUCACAGAGCCAUCAAGUUGUUUAGGAGGGCACUCGUAGAGAAAUACCCUCUAGAUGUUGUAUCUUACAAUGUUGCCAUCUAUGGACUUCUCAAGAGUGGAAGGAUAGGAGAAGCUUCUAUUUUGUACAGCCAGAUGAAGGAUGUUGGCAUUUUACCUAAUGCAUGCACAUAUAAUCUGGUUAUCUCUGGUUUCUGCAGUGAAAGAGAUGUCAAAAUGGUCAAACAGUUGAUGCAAGAAAUCAGUGAGGCAGAAGUUGAGUUGGACCAUAAUACAAUGAACAGUGUAACUAAACUAUUGUUCAAAUCACAUACAUAUCCUUCAUCCUACAAUCAAUUAAUUGAAAUGUGGAACUCAGGCUGGAUUCCUGAUGAGGCAAUGCACGCAGAAUUCUCCAAGGGGCUUGCAUAUGGUGUAAACAUAGGUCACGCUCAUCAUUUGUUCUUGAGGGAUAAACUAGUGGUAGACUCAUCUAGUUCUGAUGACCUUCCUGAUGUGGCUGCUUCUGUGGUCUGAGCUAUUGUUUGUGAAUACAGAGCUGCUUUGAUUCUCUGUAGCUGUGGAUACCAUCAGAAUGUAGUUCUAACUAUAAAGGUACAACUGAUAGCAAACUCCGAUUGCAAUACAUGCAAUUAUUAGCUGAUAUCUUCAAGAUAUUGCCAAACUUGUUGAGCUGUGUUUCACCUGUGGGCAAAUUAUCAUAGGUGAAGUUGUGGAUUUCAUGAAGAUUUUCUUCAAAGGAAUUGCCCUAUGAAAUCCCCAAAUAAUUCCAAAGCCUGAGAUCUGAGCCAUAACGUGAGAGUCUCUCCAUCCAUCCACCUAACUGACAUUCUUCUGAAUUCCAAAGCUUCAUAGGUCUUCCUUCUCUGAUUUAUUUAAUUCGGAGUCUUUCAUUGAAGUUUUUAGACUAUAUAUCCUUUUUUCAGGUUGAAUUCCUCUAACAUGGCAAGCAGCAUAGUCUUAGAAGUUAUAAGCUGUUGUUUGCAGGCUUACAUCCAUUGAAAGAUGAAGAUAGUAUCAUAGCAUUUAUACCAUCAUCCAGAAAUAAAGAAAACACCAAGAUCGAAAAAUCUUUGCAACUGGUACCCGUAAAAAGGCUUGAGUAGUGGUGACUAGGCUGCCAAAAUUUUGGCAGUAACAAUCGUUCUUUUGUGACAAAGGAUCUAAUUUUUCAGCAUCUUCAAGAUGAAGAUGGAUGAAUGCAGAAUAAGAGAGGGACAUCUAGAAAGAUCACAAUGGAAAGGGGCUAAAAAUUCUGUCAAAUCUUCUAAUGGUACUGUCCCUUUCCCAUUCUGUCAGCUUCAAAUGUUACUCAUUCAUGUAACUAUGAUAGUAGUCUGUUUUGCUGGUGUGACAUUUAUGCUGCCUGUGUCUCUUUUUUGCUGCUGAGCAUGUUCAUGCGGCUUACAGAGCAUGAUCUCCUUUGUAUUUUAAUAGUGUACUAAAAAUAGGGUUAGAAGUUAGUAGUAUCCAUACUUGUGUUAUGUUCAUUAUCUUUCAACUUGAAGGUUACAAGAGCUCAUGUUAACAAGACAGGAUCAGUACAUGUUCUUUGCGGAUUGCUCUUUCUUCUUUUGUUUUUAUUUGGAUUAGAGUUAUGUAUUUUUUUGACUUACGGUUUUAGUCAAUCGAUUGAUGUGACAAAAAUAUUUAAUAUGGUUGUGACAUAUGGCAAAAUAAUAAUAUAAUUUUUAAAUAAAAUU
Messenger RNA from Durio zibethinus, 3705 nucleotides. The record is from RefSeq and is a predicted model, not a curated record. Lineage: Eukaryota; Viridiplantae; Streptophyta; Magnoliopsida; Malvales; Malvaceae.